Messenger RNA from Boleophthalmus pectinirostris (great blue-spotted mudskipper), 915 nucleotides. RefSeq lists its product as uncharacterized. The transcript is spliced from 4 exons. Bases 144 to 548 code for a protein of 134 amino acids. The record is from RefSeq and is a predicted model, not a curated record. Lineage: Eukaryota; Metazoa; Chordata; Actinopteri; Gobiiformes; Gobiidae.
AGCACGCCCACUGUGGACCUGCCCUCUGCUCCAUUGACAUCAUACUGGUCCAACUCAUACACGAGGCCUACUGGAGUUUGGUAAGCUUUGGCCUCUAAUAGUACAUUCAAAGAGUUUAUUCCUUAAAACUACUAAGACGGUUGAUGGAUCUCCCUGCAUUAGAGAUCUUCAUGGCCGUGCUGGGCUUUGGUCUGACCAUCAUGUUCUGCACCACGUUCUGUCGCGCCUGCAGUCGUCUGAGAGAGGAGCAGAUUGAGAGGGAGGCCUGGAGACGAACUGAGCACGAUGGAAGACCACCCUCCAUCUUUGUGAUCCCCUUCCCCAGAAGUCUAUCCCAGGAGAGUGAGGACAUGGUCCACCGCCACAGCCAGGACUUCCCCCCACAGUACACCAACGGGGCCUUCUGUGAGCCCCCUCCAGCGUACAACGAGUUGGGUUUUAAACCGGAUGACCUCCCCCCUGCGUACACAGAGUACAGUGUGCCAAUGUAUCCUAUGCCCCCCGCCCCAGCAACAGUGGACCAAGCACAUGGCCAGUCCCAGCCCUAAGAGCCCUGUCUGUCACAGGCCAGUCCCAUUACUGAACUGCACAUGUUUUCUACCUUUUAUUGUGUCUGUGUUUUUUAUGGUGAGCGCUCUGUGUAUACUCCAGUUUAAACGCAUCAUGAGACCACAUUCCCAGAAGUCACAGUGUCAGUAAAACACUUAAGAUCCACAAAAGGAUUUAUUCCUCUUCUAAUGUGACACUCAUGACUCACGCCAGUGUGCUUAUCUGCCCAUCAUAUUCAUAACACAUUUUCAAAACAUCACUGAAACUAGAACAACUCAGUUGUGUUUACAGACGCAAUGGUGCCACCAUGUGGCCACCUUUGCGGCACCUUAUCCUUUAUCCCUGUCAAUGAUGAUUCUAUGUGAA